Hyla sarda is the source of this 2262-nucleotide messenger RNA. It is a transcript of the gene HHATL, whose product is annotated as hedgehog acyltransferase like. Gene Ontology annotation, molecular function: acyltransferase activity. The transcript is spliced from 13 exons. Gene Ontology annotation, cellular component: endoplasmic reticulum. Bases 317 to 1828 code for a protein of 503 amino acids. Lineage: Eukaryota; Metazoa; Chordata; Amphibia; Anura; Hylidae. Gene Ontology annotation, biological process: negative regulation of N-terminal protein palmitoylation. The record is from RefSeq and is a predicted model, not a curated record.
CCUGCACCAUCCCAGUUCAGCUCAUUCCAACCUCCCAGGCGACAGCACAUCCAAACUUACUGGAGACACUUCCCACCCUGGAUACAUGGGACCCUCACUCCUGACUGCAGGACGCUGAUCCCGGGGGGCUCCCACAUUCUGCACCUCAAGUGAGAAACAGCGUUCGGCACAGCCAACCGUGCAGCCUGAUAUUCGCCGGAUUCCCCGGCGUCCUUGUCUCCCUGCACCUGCAUGUUUUACUGCACGCCUAAGAAAUAAAGAAGUUGACGCUAGCUGUCUGUGAUUUCGGUACCCUUGGCGUUGAUUGGCGGUCACCAUGGGGAUAAAGACAGCCUUACCGCACUAUGAGCUCGGCUUUUAUGCUCUGGUCCUGACCUGCGCUCUGGUCUAUUCUAUGAAUGGGAUCUUUGAGGCGUCCCGAGAUAAUAUGAAUCGGAAAUCAUUCAAAGAGAAUGUCAAAACCGGCUGGUAUUACUUCGGGAGGAAAAUGGACACCGCAGACUUCGAGUGGGUCAUGUGGUUCACGACAUUCAGAAAUUACAUCAUUUUUGCUCUCGCAGGACAUGUCAUCUUUGUCAAGAUCUUCUCCCUCCUAAUCCCUAAGCACAGGUCCUGGGUGUACAUGCUCUAUGGGAUGGUGACCGUCCUGACUAUUAUGGGUAGUAACUACCUGAUGCUGAUCCUGUCGCACUGCCUGAUCCUCUACACUUUGUCGCUGGUAAAACAGAAGUGGCUCUGCUACGCUGCCGGUCUGUGCAGCCUGGUAUCCUUCAAAAUGGAGCCUUUCACCACUUGGCAAAAUGGUUUUGUGUCGGGAACCUUCACACUCCAGGAGAUCCUCUUCUAUGGCGGCAGCGGCUUCACCAUCCUGCGCUGCAUGAGCUUCGCCCUGGAGACCUGCGACAGGAAGGAGGGGUACUACUCUCCCAUCCAGCUCCUCAAGUAUAACUUCUACCUGCCCUUCUUCUUUUUUGGCCCCAUUAUGACCUUUGACCAGUUUUAUGAGCAGGUUCACAACAAGACCCUGACCCGUAAAGACAAUGAGAUGCGGAGCAUUCGUGUCCAGGCCGUGGUCCACGUGCUGCUCAUACUCCUCGUGGACGUCCUAUUCCACUUCCUCUACAUUCUCUCCAUACCGUCAGACUUGAAAUGCGUGAAGAAACUUUCGGACUGGUCGCUGGCCGGCUUGGCGUACUCUAACUUAGUCUACGAUUGGGUGAAGGCAGCCGUGAUGUUCGGUGUUAUAAACACCAUCUCCAGACUGGACCAUCUCAACCCUCCGCAGCCGCCCAAGUGUAUCACCAUGCUCUACGUCUUUGCUGAAACACACUUUGACAGAGGGAUAAAUGACUGGCUCUGCAAAUACGUCUACGACUACCUCGGUGAGAAUCAUAAUAACAUAAAGAAGGAGCUGGUGGCCACUAUUGCCACAUUCCUGGUGACCACCCUGUGGCUCGGCCCCUGUGAGAUCGUCUACAUCUGGUCAAUCUGCAACUGCUUUGGUCUGAAUUUCGAGUUAUGGGUACAGAAGUUUUUUGAGUUGGAACCAUUUGCCAGCCUGGAGGCAAGGCUUCCUGAGUCCAUGUCCAGGAGGAUCCGAGGCUUUUUCGGGGCAGCGAACUUCUGGGCUAUUAUUUUAUACAACAUUUUAGCCCUGAACAGUCUGGAAUUCGCUUUGCUGGUGGCUAAAAGGAUUCUCAUCACAGGCUUCCCGGUCAGCACCCUGUCCAUAUGGUUUGUGACGUACUGUGGGGUCCAGCUCAUCAAGGAGAGGGAGCGGGUCCAGGCCAUAGAAGAGGAGCAGAGCCAGAAGCUGAAGGCUGCCUGACCCCACAACCAAAGACCCCAUAGAUCUGCGCUCCUGACCGCGCCCCCCAAACCGCUAGAGCCAAUAAAUAUUUUAUAUAAGGACGGAUCCCAUUAUUGUGUCUCAUCUACAGGGCCGGAGUCCAGGGACAUCUCCUCCAUAUAAAGCUGCAUCAUGAUGCUCCAAACACCUCCAGAGCUGCACUCUCUGUUCUAUCAUGUCUUAUUCUCCAGUCACCUCUAGAGCUGCACUCACUAUUCUGCUGUUACAUCAUGUCUUAUUCUCCAGUCACCUCUAGAGCUGCACUCACUAUUCUGCUGUUACAUCAUGUCUUAUUCUCCAGUCACCUCUAGAGCUGCACUCACUAUUCUGCUGUUACAUCAUGUCUUAUUCUCCAGUCACCUCUAGAGCUGCACUCUCUGUUCUGCUGUUCUAUCAUGUCUUAUUCUCCAGUC